Molecule: messenger RNA, 323 nt
Organism: Dentiscutata heterogama
Lineage: Eukaryota; Fungi; Glomeromycota; Glomeromycetes; Diversisporales; Gigasporaceae
Source: the annotation of a GenBank genome assembly
CGAAUUGCGCGUCAGAUGAUCUUCAUGUUAUUGAACAAACAGUUCUCACAUUAGUACAAAGGGUUCUUCUUGAUUCUGAUAGUAUACAUAUUACAAGCAAUGAAUUCUCUGAGAAUAAAAUUCCACGUAAUACAAGUGAUGAUUACAUACUCAUGAAGGAAAUCCACGCCAAACGUAUUGUAUAUGGAAUUAAGAUGAUGUUUGGUGUAGAUUUUGCAUGGGAAGUUGUUAGUGUUGAUGCAAAUGUUGGAAGAUUAGCACAACGGAUAUAUAAAGCAAAACUUGCACUUAAACCAUUCCAAAUAGCGCAUCAACACGAAUAA